AUGGUCAGCUUAUGUAGAAUCCGGAACUUCUUGUCCAAUCUGUCGAAGCGAUCUCGGUCUUUUCAUAAUUUCGGAUUGAUCACGUUUGACAUCUGCAAGCUAACCAUAAUUGCAAACGCAUUUGAUUUGAUAUUGAAAUGCACGAUCGUGUUCCAAGGUUCGAAGAAUCUGCAACGGCACAUCGUCAGUCCGGCCAAGAAGAACGUCACGUGUCUGUCAUUUUCUAAUGAUGGCCGUUACCUAGCGGUUGGCGAGUGCGGUCACGAGCCGGUGAUACGCGUUUGGGACGUCGAGGAACACGCGUUACUAGCAGAACUUAUGGGUCAUAAAUUCGCCAUUUGCUGUGUGGCGUUUUCGCCAAACAUGAAAUACUUGGUGAGUAUUGGCAGUCAGCAUGACAUGGUUGCGAACGUGUGGGACUGGAGGAACAACGUGAAAGUGUCAUCGAAUAAGGUCUCUUGCAAGGUAACUGCCCUGAGCUUUUCCGAAAAUGGCGACUAUUUCGUCACUGUUGGGUUCCAGGAUACGGUUCCGCUUCAGGGUCGAUCCGCGAUAUUGGCUGACCAAAGAAACAACUUAUUCUGUGAUGUUUGUUGUGGUCGUGGACCGACCUCCUCAAGCACUUACUGUAUUACACAGUCAGGAUUGCUGUGCGAGUUCAACAAUCGUCGUCUUUUAGACAAAUGGGUUGAACUAAAGACGCGUUUCGCUGGUUCGCUGUGUCUUGGUGAUGACGUCAUUUACGUUGGCUGUGCCGACGGCGUGAUUCGCGUGUUCAAGGCGGCUGACUUUCAGUACAUCACCAACCUGCCGCGGCCUCAUUACUUGGGCGUCGAUGUAGCAGGGGGUCUCAGUGCAAAGCACAUGCUUUCGGCACCGGACUUCGUCCGGUAUCCCGACGUCAUUGCGAUGUGUUAUGACGCGUCACAGAAGAAGGUAGCACAUUGGCUUAAAUAUUUUUUUCUUACCCACUUUACCUUUUUGUUGCCAAGUGGUCAUAGUAACACAUAAUA
Molecule: messenger RNA, 1013 nt
Organism: Soboliphyme baturini
Lineage: Eukaryota; Metazoa; Nematoda; Enoplea; Dioctophymatida; Soboliphymatidae
Source: the annotation of a GenBank genome assembly